AGUGGCUCUGGCGACUGGGGCUGAGGGAGGCACGCGUCCCGGGAUGGCGGGGACCCCGGUCGGCGGUGCUGCUCCCUUCUCCUGUCCCUCCAACUUUACCGCGACGUCCCCAGCAUCAGAACCCACUCGUUUCUCUUUGGAGGCGUUAAAGGACCCAGAUACGGAACUGUGGCUUAUCCAGGCUCCUGUGGACUUUGUCCCAGACUGCCUCAAUGGGCGGCUAGUGCCUCUUUCAGGCUCCCAGAUUGUGAAGGGCAAGUUGGCAGGCAAGCGGCGCCGCUACCGGGUCCUCAAAAGCAGUGGCCCCCAGGCUGAAGAAGCAAUCCUGCUGGCUCCCUCCGAGGAGGCAGCAGGGGGACUCACCUGUGCCCCAGCCCCCCAGGGCAGCCUAAGGAUCUUUGAUAGUCCCCCAGAACCCUCAUCAGGGACCUUGCUGCAGCCCAUUCCAGCAAGCCCCCCUCCACAAAUCCCCCCUGGCCUGAGGCCUCGGUUCUGUGCCUUUGGAGGUAACCUACCAGUAACAGGGCCUGGAUCAGUCUUGACACUGAAUUCACCAGCCUCAAGGAAGAGGAAGAAGAAGAUGCAUAUGCCAGGGGCCUCAGUUGCCCAGGAGGCAGUGAAUGGGCUUGGGGCCCUGGAGGUGAACACAGUCUUGGGGUCCCCAGAUACGGAGGUGGGGAAGAAGAAAAAAAAGCAGGAGCCGAAAGAACUAGAGGUUUUGAAGCCAGCAGCAGCAGAAGCCCCCCCUGAGAUGUCGGAACCCCUGGUAGCACCAUUCCCGUCUCCCGCCAAGAAGAGGAAAAAGAAGCCCAAAGAGGCAGAAAUGGUCAAAACAGAAGAGCAGACACCAGAGCCCGAAGAAAAGACAGUGGAGCUGGAACUCAUGGUUAAAACAGAGCCCCUGGAAGAGCCAAUCCUGUCCCCUACCCGGAAGAGGAAGAGGCAGAAGGGGACAGAAGGGAGAGAGUCAGGGGAAGGGAUACCAGGUGAGUCUCUGCUGCAGCUGAAGGUGGAGCCAGAGGAGGAAGCCAUCCCACUGCCUUCCUCAAAGAAGAAGAAAAAGAAGAAAGAAAAGGGAUACAAAGUAAUGAUGGAGCCAGGGACUGAGGCUGCAGAGCCUGAGAUGGGACUUCUGGAGCCCCUGGGUGAGAUGAUGGAGCCUGAGCCACUACAGGAAGCUGGGCUUCAGGCUGAGGCAGCUUUAGUGCCCACCAAAAAGAGGAAGAAGAAAGAAAAAUGGCAAAACACGACAGUGGAGAUGUUGGAGCUGGGGGCAGAGGUGAUGGAGCCUCCGAUGGAGCCUAAGUCGCCAGGUGACCCUGAGCCUCACAUGGCUCCAGCACCCACCAAAAAGAAGAGGAAAGAACGGGGGCAGAAAGCAAUAGAGCCAAGGGCUGAGACGGCUGGCCCACAGGAGGGCUGGGUGGUGGAGCUGGAGGUGCCAGCUGAGGGUGAGCCUGAGGCCAGGGCAGAUCCUGCAUCCACCAGGAAGAGGAAGAAGCAGGACUGGGGAAGUAGGGUCCCUGAGAUCACAACCCAGGAGAAGACGCUGGAGCCAUCGCUGGAUCUGGGGUCUGUGGAGGUGGCUCCCACAGGACGGGAAAAAAAGCGGAAAAAGCUACAGCAGGGUCCUGUGUAGACUC
Molecule: messenger RNA, 1643 nt
Organism: Nyctereutes procyonoides (raccoon dog)
Lineage: Eukaryota; Metazoa; Chordata; Mammalia; Carnivora; Canidae
Gene: POLR1G
Product: RNA polymerase I subunit G
Exons: 3
Coding region: 44-1639 (531 amino acids)
Biological process (GO): transcription by RNA polymerase I
Source: RefSeq, a predicted model, not a curated record